This is a messenger RNA of Sphenostylis stenocarpa, 2397 nucleotides long. Lineage: Eukaryota; Viridiplantae; Streptophyta; Magnoliopsida; Fabales; Fabaceae. The record is from the annotation of a GenBank genome assembly.
AUGGGUUUGAAUCUCUUGGGGGACGAGGAAUCUUUUAUAAGAAACUUCUUGGAUACAUGGUUAAGUGGUGGUGUAAAGCCAAAUGGAUUAAAUGAGAUGGCAAGAACAGAAAAUGAUUCAUGGUAUCCAGUAAAAUCUUCGACUUGUCCUACAUGUCCCAAUGACUAUACUCAAAAAAAGUACGAUGUGUUCAUUAGCUUCAGUGGUGAAGAUGUUCGUCGAGGUUUCCUUAGCCAUUUGGUUGAGGCAUUUUCUCAAAAGAAAAUUGUUGUCUUUGUGGAUGAUAGCAUUCAUAAAGGAGAUGAACUAUCUGAAGCACUUCUUGCAGCAAUUGAAGCAUCAUUUAUUUCUUUGGUUGUAUUUUCAGAAAACUAUGCUUCUUCAAAUUGGUGUUUGUUGGAGCUUGAGAAAAUUGUUGAGUGCAGGAAAAAAUAUGGACAAAUUGUAAUGCCUGUUUUCUACAAUUUAAAUCCUUCAGACGUACGACAUCAAAAUGGGAGUUAUGGAGAUGCCUUUGCAAAACAUGGAAGAAAAUAUAACUUCACUACUAUACAAACCUGGCGAUCUGCUUUGAGUAAAUCUGCUAAUCUAUCAGGAUUCCAUUCAUCAAAAUUUCGAGAUGAUGCUGAACUUGUUAAAAAGAUGGUUAAAUGUGUGCUGAUGAGGUUGAAUCAUGUGCACCAACUGGAAGUAAAGUACAUAAAUUUUGUAUUGAAAGAUCAUGAUUAUUCAGUGGAUGCAGGAUUGGAAAGGUUGAAGGAUAAAGGUCUUAUCAGUAUAUCUCAAGAAAAUGUUGUAUCAAUGCAUGACAUUAUACAAGAAACUGCUUGGCAGAUUGCUCGCAUUGAAGACCCUAGAAGCCAGAGUCGACUAUUCGAUCCUGAUGACAUUUAUGAAGUACUAGCAUACGACAAGGGUAACGAGGCUAUCAGAAGCAUAAUCAUCAACUUGUUCAGACUCGAUCAACUGCAUUUAAACCCACAAGUAUUUGCCAAGAUGAGCAAUCUCCAUUUUCUGAAUUUUUAUACUGCAUGGUCUCUCAAUGUUGUCCUCAAAGAACAGUGGGGCUUGUAUCUUCCUCAAGGGCUUGAAUAUUUGCCGAAUGAACUAAGAUAUUUUGGUUGGACACACUAUCCUUUGGAAUCUUUGCCUUCAAAGUUUUCAGCGGAAAAUCUUGUUGAGUUGCACUUGCCAUAUAGCAGGGUGAAACAACUAUGGCAUAAAGUACCGGAUCUUGUGAACUUGAAGGUCCUUAUACUCCAUUCAUCUGCACACAUAAGGGAGCUGCCAGACUUUUCAAAGGCCUCAAAUCUUGAAGUAAUAGAUCUCAGAUCUUGUGUAGGGUUAACUAGUGUUCAUCCAUCAGUUUUCUCUCUGAAAAAGCUUGAGAAAUUGGAGUUGGAUGGAUGUAGUUCCCUUACAAGCCUUCGAAGCAAUACCCGUUUGGACUCUCUUAGAUAUCUCUCUCUCCGUCUUUGCAUGAACCUAGCAGAUUUCUCAGUGAUCUCAAAGAAUAUGACAAGGUUGAAUUUACAACUCACUAGUAUCAAACAACUCCCUUCAUCUAUUGGAUCUCAAAGCAAGCUUGAAAAGUUAAGUCUAUCAUACACUUACCUUGAGAACUUGCCUGCAAGCGUUAAAAAUCUUAGAGGGUUGAGACAUCUUGAUGUACGAUAUUGUAGGAAGCUUAAGUCUCUACCAGAGCUUCCUCCAUCACUUGAAAUACUAGAUGCCCGUCAAUGCGUAUCAUUGGAGACUGUAACGUUCCCUUCUAUUGCUCAACAAUGGAAGGAAAAUAAGAAAAAGGUUGCCUUCUGGAACUGCUUGAAACUCGAUGAACAUUCUCUCACGGCUAUUGAGACGAAUGCGCAAAUUAACAUGGUGAAAUUUGCGCUCCAACAUUUGUCUGCAUCUGGGGAUGCUGAAGGUACUUAUGUGUACCCGGGAAGCCAAGUUCCAGAAUGGUUGAUGUAUAAGACGGCACAUGAUGAUUACGUAACCAUUGUUCCGAAGUCUCACUCGGGCUUCAUAUUUUGCUUCAUUGUACCGGAAUUGCCUUUUGGGGAUUCCGUUUUGAAAUUGAAGAUUAGUACUGGGGGUGAGGGUGAAGGUGACAGUAUGAAUGUGUACUUGGUUCGACCACAACAUGGUAUUAGGUCGGAUCAUGUGUAUCUAUUGUACAAUCAAGCAUGUUCUCGAUUCCUAAUUAAUCGUGCCAAAAAUCAACAAACAUUGAAAAUCAAGGUUACAGUAGAAUCACUACAACUCACAUCCGAGUUCAAACUGGUGCAGUUAAGAGGGUUUGGGGUCAGCACAAUCAAUAAUUUUCUUCAAACUGAUGCUAGCAUUCCAAAGGAACAUCAUGAAUUCUACCCCGGCACUGUGUGGAAUAGGUGA